CUCGGUUCUCGUGAUAUUUGUCGAUCAGGGGCUGGAAGGUUUGGAGGGCUUCGGUUCACGAUCUGACACAUGACGCCAAGACCUGAUUGGACUUCCAGGUCGUGGACGAGUCGGGGAAUCAGAUCUCUGUACAUUUCUAUGAGCAUUUCUAGUGCCUCGUGUGUCACGCCCAUCCAUCGCUCAGGGAAGCGUAGGCGUUGUUGUGAUGGAAGCUCCGUCGCGUGCUGGGCCGAACCCUGGUUCUUUUCGAUAUUCUCAACUGCUCUGGUCUGCUCUUCUUUGGCAUGUUUGGUCCGUUUGCGAGUGCCUUCCUUUUGGACACAUUUCUCGAUGCAGACGGCUCCGGACUUGAACAUUUGUUGCUUGGAGAUGAUGUCCCAUUGCUCUAAGUUGAGUUAGCAUUGAUCUUAAACCUCUUGGGUAGGCUUAAAAAGCCAAAUGAUGAUACAGAUUCAUAACUUACCAAUAGUUAAUUCAUUUGCCGCACGAGCUCUGUCGUCCUUAGCAUCAAAGUAGUCAAAAUGGAAAGGUAUGAACACAUGUCCCUUGGCGAUAUCGCGGAUGGCGACUGCUAACUCAACACUGCCGCGGCGCGACCGCCCAACGACAUCUCCCCGUCCGCUAGAUGUAAAGCUUUCGCGUCCACCCGAGAAAUAUGAAUGACUGGCUCUGGGUCUUGCAUCCUGAAGCCGCUUCGAGCGUCCAGUCUUUGUCCGUGUGUGGAAAUGAUAGACAUUUCUUCCAGUGGUCAGAUGAAGAGAGUAACUACUGGUCGGCCUACCACUUCAAUGGGUGGCUUGUAGUGAGCUGCUUUCAAAAUUGCUCUGCCUCCAGGAUUCAUUCCCAUGUACUGUUGUUCCGUGUAGGGCGCGCCGGUCUCCAGAUCAUGUCCGAACGACUCGCAGUAUUGCGCGUCUGUGAAGAAUUUGACAUCUUCGAACAAACGUUCUUUGCCAUGGGGAUAUUCUGCUAUGCAUGGCCACUAUAUCCCCGACCCCCCGGUCAAUUUAUCAUAUGACAAAGCGCUGCAGUCCAGCGGGCGGCCGAACGACAUCCGCUUCCAUGCUUCAAACACCUCUUCAAAAUGCGUGUACGGAAUGAACGGCUCGCCAUCUUCAUUCCUGAAAUCCAUUCUCUUUGCAAAGUCAAGUCAGAUAUCCAGGUCGACUUUGGCUUCGCCGGUAGGGUCCACUGCUUUCUGAGAUAGAUGCAUAGUCCGAUCAGCGUUGGUGAAGCAUCCAGUCUUACCUUACCUCCCCAUUGAGCUGCGGGGAGAACCACAUCUGAAAAAGCUGCAGUUUCUGUUAGGAAGAUAUCUUGCGUCAUCACAAAUAAGUCUGGUUUAGAUAAUAAAUUCCGAAUCCUGUGUAGAUUCGAAAGACCGACGAGCGGAUUGGUUCCGGAAAUCCAGAACAUUUCAAUGGAACCAUUUCAAUGAAGCUGAGCAUGUUCCGUCUAUGAGCUGGCUAGUUCCAGUGAGGCAUUUGGAUCGUGUUGAUGUUCCAAAUAUCAGCUAUUGCUAGAAUAGUAAUCUGCUCAUCCAUUCAGGCCCUUUGGGCCCAGUCUCCCCGGACACACGCCCGCGCACCCUGACCACUUUUCCAUCUUUCACUCCAAUAUCCAACCCACAGCCAUUGCUGUGAAGGAAUGUUUUAAUCGGCGAAUGAACACCCUAGAAAACUCAAGAGAAAGGUUAAUAAUAUAAAGAUCCCCAUCAGGAGUCUCGGUGAGAUGGUCGUCACGUCGUUGGGGCCAGCCAUGUUUGUAUGGCUUGCGCGCACCCCAUAUGCCCUUGAUAGAGUCGUGAGGCUGGUUUGGAGCCGCUCUCUCUGUCUCUGUCUCUGGUUGGUGUGUCUUUUUCCAGAUAGAUUACAUCACGGAUCGCUAUAUAUUCAAAUCAAUUGCAUCUCUCAAGGCCGUAAUUGAUGUUGUGAUGCACAGUCAAAGUGACGAUCGAUAUUUAGUAUGUACAAUGGAUCUCUUUGAUAACAUAAAUAUAGUAAGCCAAAGACGUCUCUCCCGUCAGAACCCAGCGCCUAGAGCCCGCUUAAUCUUCGCCUCCAUUGCGCGUGAGUUGCUCUCAAUUCAUCUCUCUGCACGACAAGUACUGGCCUUCUGCCAUGUCAAGCGAUUUGAAAUGUCAUCAACGUCGUGGCAGAGUGAUAUUCCCAAGUCCGACACGUUUUCUGGGUCUACGAAGCUCGAGGUUAAAAGACUUGCGGGAGAUCAGUGUUGGGCGUGCGGUGCUCCCAAUCCCCAAGUCUGCCAUGUGUUUGGGAAAGAGGAUCCGCAGAUACAACUAAAUAUGGUACAAUGCAAUCUCAUCGACUUUGACUUAACCUCAGCCGAGAAUGGGAUCGCACUGUGUGCAGGCUUCCACGUCCAGUUUGACCAGACGGCUGACCCCGGAUUUGUUUUGUUACCCGUGGACUUGCAGUACUUUAUUGAUGUUGAGCUUGAUGAUAUUCAGGAGAAAAAGCUUGCAUUGAAGAAUGGGGAGGAUGUCGAUGUCCACCGAAGAGUCCCAACAGUUGUAGAAUACAAGGCCCACCAGCACAAUGAUGGAAAGGUCCCUGCCAACGCAAGUGGAGGAUUGUACCGACCAAAUUUUCUACAGAACUACCUAGUUGGCGGUCGCCUUCCUUCUAAUGUACUAAAUACCCUCUCAACUCCAAAACAAUGGCACGGCGCGCCGGUGGCAACACUCCGACGGGGAAUACUGGUGUUAGGGGGUGGUCGAGUACAAUCUCUGGACGCAGAAACUCGCUCACAACUUGAAUUGCUUCAAAAUUUGUACUUCCUUAAUGAUGAAGAGUACUCCCCAGCAGACCACAGCAAGCAGAUGCAGUCAGUAGUGCAACGGGGGCAGAAGAGAUCCCUAGAUGAUGAACAGGGCAGACGAAAUAAGUUGCCAAAGCUCAACAAUUUAGAGUAUGAGUUGGAAAAUAAGAGUGCGGAUGAAGACAUCACUUCCCGGCGAUGUCCCCCUGAUGCUAUUAUUUAACGCGCCCCGCAGUUGGGUAUUGGGACCCGGCCUGACCGCGGAGGAGGCAGUAUUGCGCUACGCUCCCUGUUGUCUCACAAGUGAGAGAUUUAGAGUAAAUAUUUACUGUCUUUUUCCUCUACCACCCUGAGCGGUCAUUCUGAUAUACCAAACAGCAUUCCACCUGUUGAACUCAAAUGCCCACCCAUAUCGCAUACAUGCAUACUGGUUUUGUAAGUGGUCUCGAU
Messenger RNA from Blastomyces dermatitidis ER-3, 3231 nucleotides. RefSeq lists its product as uncharacterized. The coding region runs from base 1934 to 3004 and encodes 356 amino acids. Lineage: Eukaryota; Fungi; Ascomycota; Eurotiomycetes; Onygenales; Ajellomycetaceae. The transcript is spliced from 2 exons. The record is from RefSeq and is a predicted model, not a curated record.